This is a messenger RNA of Trypanosoma conorhini, 4236 nucleotides long. RefSeq lists its product as uncharacterized. The transcript has a single exon. The record is from RefSeq and is a predicted model, not a curated record. The coding region runs from base 1 to 4236 and encodes 1411 amino acids. Lineage: Eukaryota; Euglenozoa; Kinetoplastea; Trypanosomatida; Trypanosomatidae.
AUGAUGCGACGCGUGCUUCGUGCCAGGGUGUUGCAUCUUCCCGGGACAUCAAGGCGUGCUGCGGGCUCCUUCAUGGCCGCGGGCGGCACUGGAGGGUCCCGCCGUCAGAAUCGAGAGCGCACGCUGGCGACGAAGUCAUCCGAAUUUCAUGUCGGCGAUCGUGUGCCGAAGCGGGAGAUGCCUCGGGCUCCAUCGGGUGGUGACGCCCGAAGGAAUUCCUCUGGGGCGCUGGAGCAGACAGGGGUGCUUUUCCCGGACGCCCAGGGGCAUGAGUUGGACGAGGUGGAGGUUGCGGAUGAACACGCACCUCCCAGCAUAGAGAGUAGGCAGCAGCAGUACCAGCAGCAAGAGUAUGACGACGACGAUGAAGAGGAAGUGCAUGCACCUCCAAAUCUAAAGAGAAGGUAUGAUCCUUACGUUCGACCGAAGCGCGAACCCGUGGUGCUCACAAGCUGCUUUGCCAAUCGCGUUGCGGCGGGGAGGAGCAAUGGUGAAGAAGACGGCAUGGAGGAUGACGUGACCAGGAUCUACAGCCAUGAUGAGGUAGAGGUGGAGAAUAGGCGGAAUGCCGAGACCCGUUCUGCCAGACGCGAGUCUGAUGUUGUCGCAAAUGCGUCCCAUCGGAAGUCGGCAGUGGCGCUGACGAACGAUGAUGGGGAUGACAACGUGGAGGAUGACGUGGCAGACAUCUACACGAGUUCCACACGCUCCAAAGACCCUCGCAACGUGGCUACUAUGACCAGUGCACGUUUUCUCGGCAAUGAAGAGUCUGACGGGCCCGUGACAGUGGAGGAACACGACGACAAAGAGGUGCAAGAAAUAGAGUGUAGAAUGGGGAAUGAGGCUGGUGUGGAAGAUGAGGAGGCGAUUGAAGGCGUGGAAGGGAAAGAUGAGUUCAAAAAUGUGAGAAGUCAUCCGUUUUUUGCAGAUCUUCUUCGUCGAAUGGAGAAGAAUGCGACACGUCAACGCCAGCAAAUCAAAUCCGUUGGUCGCUACAACUUGGAGGCUGUCAAUAGGUGUCUUCGACCUCUGCUUCAACUCACGGAUUACCCUUUGACCAUUCGCCAACUGCAUCAUCUGGCACCGUUCCUCUACUCGAACCUUGUGCGGCGUUCCCUCCCCGACUUGAAGGCGUGCCGCCGUCUUCACGUUUAUCGCUCGGCCGAAACGGACGUCAUUCUCGACUGGUCAGUGGAGGAUUUUCUUCGACGACGCUACGAAAGCAUUCACCUCUCGUGGGAGCCCGUAAAGAUUGUCAUGAUGCGCUUCGGCUGGAACCAGGAUGUGAUGACGGAUCGUGACUGUCUGUUGUACUUUGCAAAAUUUCGAGACUACAUCGAACUGGCGGAGUUGGAGCUGAGCGCGGGGGAUGAGAAGCCAAGGGCUCUGCCAAUUGACGACGCUGAGCGAACGGCGGAGCAGCGGCCCAUCCCACUCUCUAAACUGCUCAUACGCCGCAAGGCAACGGAGGACACGGAGCCGUCCGUGACGGAGGCGAUUCGGCUCAUGGGGGCCCCCGCCUUGUCGAAGCCCGCCAAGUCGAGAAGGGCCCACGUGUCUGAAAAGGACAGCGUGGAGGGCGCAUUUGAGCGCAUCCAGCGCGAGGCGUCAAGUGUAGACGGUGAUGAGAAGGCAAGACUGCAACACGCCAUUGACGCCGCUCCUUCCUUGCGUCAGGCCAGUCACCCCUCUGGCCGCUGCGUGAAGGAGUUUUCACUUGGGAAGGGAAAGAGUACGGUGAUUGCUGGAGAACCGUCGGCUACCUCUGUGGGGCUUGAACGUCAUCCCUUUGAUGGAGGUCGCCGUGCGUACACUCCCGAGUCCUACGAGGCUCUUACCAAUGCAUACCACAAGAAGAAGGUGGAGGCGUCACAGAUACGCCGUCGACUUUUGAACACAGAUAGCAUUGACCAAGCUAGUGAGUUGCAAGAGAAGCUUGCUGCGGCGCAGAAGGAACUCCCACGUUUACGAGAGCAGCUUGAAAAGAUGGGGCAGCUGCGACGCGCGGGAAAGGUGGACGCUCCGGGGAGAUUACAGACUUCUCUUUCCAACGCAGGGACCCAUGCCGAUGUGGAGGAGUCGUCGAAUAACGUCGAGAGCCUGACCUCUGUAGACGACAUGAGUUCAAAGGAGAUGCAAAAAGGAGAAACUGCCUCCACGACAUCGCCUCUUUUUACUCGACUGGGCCAUGCGAAGCAGCACCAGCAAGAGCGGAAUCCCGCAAAAAACUGUGAUGCCGCCGAAGACAAGUCUGGGGAGGGGGAACCCUUAGGCCAAGCAGCGGGAUGUACAGCUGAGAAGAAUCCCUCCGCAGACCACGACACGGUUUCACCCUCAAGGGAGAUUGAGGAACUGUCUUCGGCGGCGCUGAUGUUACGUCGGGAGAUUGAGUCCUUGCAAGAAAAACGUCGCCUGGAAGAGGAGUUGCUUCUAAAAAAGAUGGAGGAGGCACUUGGCACGCUGCUCAAGAUCGAAGAUACGAUGAAGAGUGUCUCGCAGCGUGAGGCAAAGGAAGCGGAACGAAAGAAGCUGGAGAUGCAGAAAAGGGAAGAAGCAGAGAAGCAGAUGCGGCGCGAGCAGGCGGAAGCACGUGCCCGAGCAUUGGAGGAGGAGCUGCUGCGCAAGCAUGAGGAGCGGGUAAAAGUCCUCGGUAAACAGCGCGAGGAGGCGCGUCAGGCGCAGCGCGAGGCCGAGCUCGCUCUGGAACGGCAAAAGCAGGCGGAGCAAGCUGCGGUUGAGGCGGAGGCAGAGCUGGAGCGGACGCUUGAGGAGGCCAAAUCAAAGAUAUGGAAGAAAGGGGCGGAGGAGGAGCCGACGUGCGGUGGCGCACAGACGCCGCCGGCAAGGAUGGCAGGACCACCAACCAUCCAUGAAAAGUCCUCGCCAGAGUGUGCACCAGCAAGCGCGGUGGUGCCGACCACCACCACCACCACCACCACCAGCAACAACACCAGCUGCAAUGGUAAUAUCAACGCCUCCACUGAGCCAACAUGCACGCCAGAGCAGUACGACGGCCUCUGCCUUGGUGCGGAACGGCUGCGCAAGGAGAUUACUGAGCUUGAGCGCCAGAUGGAAAGCGGGGGAGACGAGGAUGACAUGACGUUGAUGGCAGUUUUGGCAUCUUCGCGGUCGGAUUUGGAAGAACUGGAGGAUUUUAUCCGUGUGGUGCGUCGCAGAGAAGCUUGGGCCGCGGAGCGUGACAGCAUACGCAAGGAGGAACGGGAACGUCAGGCAAGAGAGCGCGGGAAGCAUUCAAACGACUUGCAAGAGAAGAUUGGCGCCAUUCGGUUUCAGAUUGGCCUCAUGGAAAAAAGGUUGCAACAUGCGACGGAGCGGAACAUAAUCACCAAACUUGAACAGGGGAUCAUUAACAGCAGACGCGAGAUCAGCCAGCUGCGGAUCGAGCAGGAUCGACUGCGGCGAUCGGGUCACCACGCGGACGCGGGAGGCAUUUGUGUUCCACCAUCCAUCAGUAUUGCAGAGGCGUUGGCGCAGGAAGAGGCCAAGGAUGCGGAGGCGGGUUCAGAUGCAUCCGCGCUCGCUGCGGAGGAGUUUGAUGCCGCCAACGCCAAAGGCGCCGCUGACGUGUACGUGGCAGGGGUUGAAGAUGAGGAGGAAGCGAACGAGUCGGAUCAACUCGAGUCCGUCAAUGAUGCUGACGAGGCGGUGGCGGGGGAGGAAUACGAUACAAACGCCGCCGCCGCCGCCGAUGAGCCUCUUAGCAGCCCAGUUGAGACGCUGGAGGACGGCCAGAAGGAGUUGCAGCGCUUGACGGGACGAAUGGAGGGCAUCUUGGAGGAUAUCAAACACCUUGAAGAAAACAUUGCCUCGCAGGAGGACGGCGUUGAUGCCGAGGUGACGGCUGCAUCACUUGCGGAGCUGCAAAAGAAGCUUCAGCAACUCCUGGAGAUGCGGGACGCGAUUAAAAACCGCACGGAGCAGCUGGCUUUGGAAGACUCUGCGCCUACAGGUGUAACCGCCUCUCGGCUUCCCGCGGCGUCGGCGACCGCAACAACACCAAGGGUGAAGACGACAGCGACAGCAGCUUCCCGACGGCCCAAAGUUCUCGCACCGCUCUCCAACCGGCCCGUUUCGAGUCACGCAAGCCGUGCGGAGGCGGAGGUGCUUCGCUUCGAGCGCCUCCCCAGGGAGGCCCAACAGCACGCCUCCCAGCGUGGCGCCGCGGUCGGGCGUAAGGUGCGGAAGGUUGCCAAGGCAAAGAAGGCCCGACGAUAG